GUCGAGAGGGCGCUAGUUUGGAUUUAUUGGGACGAGGGAUGUUUGGGAAAUUCCUGCUUGUGAGCCAUGGCAAUGGAAGGCCAGGCUGAGAAUAUGUCUGAUAUCCAAAAUUAUCUGGAUAACUUCCAGAAGGAGAUCCAAACCAACCAACAUGAACAAGGGGCAGGUGAAGUGGGCCAAGUGUACAUGGACCAAAAUGGGCAGUAUUUCAUUCGUCAGGAACCUGAGCAGCAAGUCACUAACUCAGGAAGGCCUAAGCGAUCGGUGACGACCCGUGCUGCCGCCGCCGCCGCCGCUGCCUCAGCCGCCGCCGGCACCGGCGGCGGUGACGCGGGCGUGGUGCAGCUGGCUGGCGCGCAGGCCGUGGCCGGAUCGGCCAGCUACCAGACGGUCACCAUCGUGCCCUCGGACGCCAACUCGGACGAAGUCAGCUACGUCCUCAUCGUGCAGCCGGACGCGGAGGAGGGCCAGAAGGAGGAGCAGGACGACCAGGACAUCGGCGUGUACGACUUCGACGACGGUGACGAGGCCGAGCAUGAGGAGGAGGAGUCGGGCGACGAGGACGACAAGCGGAAGCUGUCCCGCAUCGUCACCCGCAAGUCGUCGCAGACGGUGUCCCAGGCGCACAUGUGCAGCUACUGCAACUACACCAGCCCCAAGAGGUACCUGCUGUCGCGCCACAUGAAGUCGCACUCGGAGGAGCGGCCGCACAAGUGCUCCGUCUGCGAGCGCGGCUUCAAGACUCUGGCCUCGCUGCAGAACCACGUUAACACGCACACCGGCACCAAGCCGCACUGCUGCAAGUUCUGCGACGCCAACUUCACCACUUCGGGCGAGCUGGUGCGCCACGUGCGCUACAUCCACACCAAGGAGAAGCCGCACAACUGCACCGAGUGCGAAUACUCGAGCGUCGAGCUGAGCAAGCUGCGCCGCCACAUGCGCUCCCACACCGGCGAGCGGCCCUACCAGUGUCCGCACUGCACGUACGCCUCGCCGGACACGUUCAAGCUGAAGCGACACCUGCGCAUCCACACGGGCGAGAAGCCGUACGAGUGCGACAUCUGCGGCUCCCGCUUCACGCAGAGCAACUCGCUCAAGGCGCACCGCAUGAUCCACUCCGGUGAGAAGCCGUCUUACCACUGCGAGCUGUGCCCGACCACAUGCGGCCGCAAGACGGACCUGCGCAUCCAUGUGCAGAAGCUGCACACCUCCGACCGGCCCAUCAAGUGCAAACGCUGCGGCAAGAGCUUCCCCGACCGCUACUCGUUCAAGCUGCACAGCAAGACGCACGAGGGUGAGAAGUGCUUCAAGUGCGACCUGUGCCCUUACACGUCCAUCUCGCAGCGCCACCUGGAGUCUCACAUGCUCAUUCACACGGACCAGAAGCCGUUCGCGUGUCAGCACUGCGACCAGUCGUUCCGCCAGAAGCAGCUGCUGAAGCGGCACGUCAACCUGUACCACAACCCGAGCUACAUCCCGCCGCAGCCGCGCGAGAAGACGCACGAGUGUCCCGAGUGCGGCCGCGCCUUCCGCCACAAGGGCAACCUGAUCCGUCACCUGGCCAUCCACGACCCGGAGGCCAGCGCCGCCGAGAAGCAGCUGGCACUCAAGCUCGGCCGCGAGACCAAGGUUUCGCUGCUUGGCAACGAGCCGAUGUACCAGGACGAGGACGACAUGAUGACCGAGGACAAGGACCAGGCGCAGAAGAUGGUGGCCGUGCAGGGCCAGGACGGCCAGCAGUACGUGGUGCUGGAGGUCAUCCAGCUGCAGGACGCCAACGGCGAGGAGCAGACGGUGGCCGUGGUGCCGGACUCGGCGCUGGGCCAGUCGGGCACCGGCAUCGACAUGCUGUCGGCCGCCGCACCGGCCGCCGCCAUCGACGCCGGCGCGCUCUCGGCCGAGGUGAACCUGGCGGACGGCCUGCCGGCGGGCCUGCAG
Molecule: messenger RNA, 1938 nt
Organism: Pollicipes pollicipes
Lineage: Eukaryota; Metazoa; Arthropoda; Thecostraca; Pollicipedomorpha; Pollicipedidae
Product: transcriptional repressor CTCF
Exons: 13
Biological process (GO): regulation of transcription by RNA polymerase II
Cellular component (GO): nucleus
Molecular function (GO): DNA-binding transcription activator activity, RNA polymerase II-specific; RNA polymerase II cis-regulatory region sequence-specific DNA binding
Source: RefSeq, a predicted model, not a curated record